Aspergillus ochraceoroseus IBT 24754 is the source of this 4953-nucleotide messenger RNA. RefSeq lists its product as uncharacterized. The record is from RefSeq and is a predicted model, not a curated record. Gene Ontology annotation, molecular function: zinc ion binding; DNA-binding transcription factor activity, RNA polymerase II-specific. Lineage: Eukaryota; Fungi; Ascomycota; Eurotiomycetes; Eurotiales; Aspergillaceae. Gene Ontology annotation, biological process: regulation of DNA-templated transcription. The transcript is spliced from 8 exons. Bases 1 to 4953 code for a protein of 1650 amino acids.
AUGCUUGCCCCGGCAUCUGGGAAUGUGAGUCUGCGGACAGUCAGCUCUAGUCGACCGCAACUGCUCCGAUCCGAGUCGCAGCAGUCCGCCGCCGCAUCGGACGACUACUAUUCCCUCUCAAGUCGUAACUCCAGCUCAAGGUCCCCGAGCACCACCAGUCGAGCCACUGUUGUCCGCUAUAUGACGCCCAAUUCACGCCCUGUAUCUCGUACUUCGUCUCCCAAUGUCUCGCGAACGAUGUUAGCCCCACCCGUUGUUGCUCCAAGGGCGGGAUACACGUCGAACGCGCAAGUUGCGAACCGGGAUACUUUCACACCCAUUAAUAGUGCAGAGCAGUUGACUGAGGAUCGGGAUAUGUCUGAAGGAACCAGUGCCCCGGCUGUAGAGGACAGCUAUGCAGGCCGGGGCCCAACACCUGGGAUGGAUGAUUCCCCGUACAUUCGCUUUGCGAUCAACCAGCUCACACGAGAUCCGGAGGCCAGUCAGUCGAGGAGAACAAGCGAAAGUGGAAGUGAAUCCACUACCGCCGGGAAUUUGGUAUGGGACGAUGAUCUAGGCCACUUCGUUCGUGCGGCUACAUCUCCAGCCCAGCAGCCACUACUCACUCCGGAAAGAGAUCCUCACAACUCGGUAGAUCCAGAGGCGUUUGUUGCGGUUGAUCCACCGGAGGGGAGCCUGAUUCACCCGCCGCUGGAUUUUGUGCCUGUGGUGCUCAGACCUGGGGCCCUCGCUGUGGUUAUUUUCUGUGUACUGCUUAUGAUUUCUGGUGUCACUUUCUGCAACGUUUGGUCCAAAGAUCAUCAAGGGAUCUGGGGAUACAAUGGCCGCAGCGGUUCGCGGUACUUUGUUUUCCAAUUCCUUCCGCAAAUUCUGGGAGUCGUUAUUUCGAUUUUGACGAUUGUGGUCCAGGCGGCAGUUUAUCGUGUUAUGCCGUUUGUGACAAUGGCGUCCGAGAGGCCGUUUGGGAAGGUUUUGCAAAAAAUACCAAUUUUACCGCGGAAUUUCCUGUUUCCCGAUAUAUCUCAUUUCAUUCAUGGCGAGGCACUGGUGGGGUUUUCCUUGUUUACGAUUUGGCUUUCGAACUUUGUUGCAGUACCUCUACUGGGUUGUCUUUUUCAAGCGAAGUGGUACGUGAUAGACGGCCAAGGGAAGUGGCAAUGGGCUACGGUUACGAGCAUUGGAUGGACGUUAGUUUCGGUCUAUGGCCUUCUCGCUAUAGGAUUGAUCCUACUCCUCCUUCGCUUUCUUCGCACCUGGUCUGGACUCAUGUGGGAUCCAGUGUGUCUAGCAGAUUUGAUAUGUAUCGUCCAGCGAUCCAAUAUCCUGGAUGAUUUCGAGUACUCGGAAAUAGCCCCAGACGUUGGGAAAACCCUUGAUUCCCGAGUUCUUCGUCUAGGCUAUUGGCAAUUAUCUCAGCGAGCCCAUUCCGGAAUAUUCUAUGGAAUCGGUGAAGCGGGUGCGUCAAUUGGAAAUCCAUCUCUGCAUCGGAUCGAGAAGAACCGUCGAGACCAGCCACAUGGCCUAUCAAAAGUCUCAUUUGACGUGGAGCAACAGGCCGUUUCCGAAAAUGACGAUUCCGACAUUUACUCACCGUCUAUUCGCUACCGAUGGGCUCCGUGGUUUCUCCGAAAAACGGCUGUGGUCGGGUGGACUGUUAUACUCUGUGGGCUUUUCAUUGCGUUUGUGGUUGCCAGUUUCCUUCACCACGCUAUUCAAGACGGCUUUACUCCGCGUCUACCGACUAUGCCAUCUGUUAGCGCGUUUUCAUCAUCCAACUUCUUAUACAGUUUAAUUCCGGCCUUCAUCGGAAACCUCAUGUUUCUUGCAUGGCAGCACAUCGAUUCCUAUUUCCGAGUGCUUCAACCCUAUGCAAUGCUCUCCUCUCCCGAAGGUGCAUCUGCAGAGCAAAGCCUGCUCCUCGCAUACCCGUCUCUCCUUCCAUUCCAGGUCACGGCCAUAGCAAUUAUCAACAAACAUUACAAGAUCGCCUGGAUUUCUCUGAUGAGCGUCGUCUUCGGAGCGCUUCCGAUCUUGGCUGGAGGGGUCUUCAUGUCGUUCUACUAUCCUUCUGAAAAUGAUAUCCGUGUUGGCUCACUCAUGCCCGCCUUCUAUACUAUCAUUGGCUUCUGUGCUGUAUACAUGAUCUCAUUCCUGUGUAUUUGGCCCGGUCGCCGCCGUUACUUACCUCACGACAUUAGCACACUAGCCGACCAAAUGAGUUUCCUCUACCAGAGCCCACUUCUUUCGGAUAAGUUACUACGCGAGCCCCGCAGCAAGACAGACCUCGUCACCCGACUAGUUGUUGCACCUCCAGGUGAACAGGAGUUCCCUAAGUACGGAUUUGGUAUCUAUGUAGGUCGCGAUGGACGAGAGCACUUGGGUAUCGAUCGCUAUCGUCGACCAGGCCGGGCUGAUAUGCUCAUUACCACGGGAUCGAUGAGACAGUCCCUGUUUGAGGGAGUUGAACCUAUCAUCCGAUGCCGUAAAAGAUACGAUAAAAGUAUCACGUACGAUGGGCCUCAAUCGGGGCUUGGCUCACCCAUCAGUUGUUCCGGCCAUUUCCUUCCAAUCCUGGUUGGAUCCCGCAGCAUGGUAUACCACGGAAAGCCCAGUACGGGCUGUCAAAGCUGCCGCUCGAGACAUAUCAAGUGCGAUGAAACCCGUCCUCACUGCAAAGCCUGCGUCCGCACAGGUCGCCAGUGCCCCGGAUACCCGCACCCUCUCGACUUUAUGCUCCGAGACCGAAUAGCAUUCACACGCAGAGGACGCAGCACUUCCUCCCAGACACCGUCCUUCGUCAAAAGCGACGACGCGGCAGGUCCAAGCGAGGUCUCGACUAUUCCCUCUGUCACCCGCGCCGUGCAACCUGGCACACCCCCGGUUUCAGCGGCAUCCUCCCAUAUCCCGAGUACCCUCUGCCUACCGAUGGAAGACACGGUGACCUCGCUUUUCUUCAAUUCGUAUUUAUAUCUCCCGAAGGACCCCCUAGUGAGGACAGGGUUUAUGGAGCUUCUCCCGCAGUUGUUCGCGACCGCUCCGUUGGAUUCUCAUUUGCGACUAGGCACGCUGGCCGUGGCGUUCUUCUCUGUGGCUGCUUGGACACACCAGGAGUCUCUGCUGCGAUCAUCGCAGCAGUGUUUUGUAAAAGCGCUGUCGCGGACUCGGCAGGCGCUGCAGGGUAAUAUUGAUCAGAAUCUGGAUGAGAUUCUUAUGACGGUGUUGUUACUGUCCACCUACGAGGAAUUUUGCGCUAUGAAGGAGAAUAAACCUCCGUCUAAAGCGCAUCUCAGGGGAGCAAUUGCUCUAAUCAACAGUUACAGCCCCGAACGUCGGAACUCCCCGCAGUCGAAAAAAUUGACCAAUGCGGUUCAAACACAAAUAAUCAACACCUCCAUUUCCGGGGCGUUUCCUCUAAUCCAGACACCCGAUGCCUGGCCACUACCCCUUUCAGUCCCCGAGUUUGCCUCCUCACAGCUAACAAUGGCCACUACCGAGGUGGUUAAGCUCCGCCAACGGUGGAUGCGCGUUUCCGACGCAUCCUACAUGGCCGAAGUCGAGUUAAUUCUAUCCCAAGCCCGUUACAUCGAUAGUCAGCUUGUCGCCUGGUCGCACUCUCUCCCGGAACACUGGAUUCCUGCCGCGGCCUCCACCAUCCCGCCGUCCGUCCAGAAAGCCGGCAUCUACCAAGGCCGCUGUGACUGCUAUUCGGAUUUCUGGAUCCCAGCGACCUGGAACUCCUACCGGAAUUCACGCCUCGUCGUCCAAGAAAUCAUUCUCCAAUGUUUGUCUGUUCUUCCGGGUCGCGCAGAGGCCAUCAACGCAACCAUAGCCACAAUCCGCGCCAUCGCGCUGGAUGUCUGUGCCACGGUCCCUUUUUACUUGGGGAGCCAAAUGGCAUCGGUGCAAAUGAACCCUAGUCUCGUCGAAUACCCCAAGGCUGAAACACGGCGCGUGAGUCAGGCGCACCAGCAAACUGCUCCAUUACUAGGUGGAUGGUUCGUCUUUUCUUCGUUAGAGACUCUUUGCGCGGUGGAGAGUUUAACCGAGGACCACAGGGAGUGGAUCAGGGGCCAAUUGCAGCGGGUUCUGCAAAUAUAUAUCUUUGGGCCCGCUAGCCUCAGCGUCCAGGCAGACAUCUUGCCCACGACCAAGCAUCAUGAUCUCACGUUUUCUUCAAUUGUGCGCGGAUUGCCUGAAUAUCUGGAUAAUCUAGAGCUGCUUGCACCGUUGUGUCCAUCCGAUAUCACAACCUCAUCCAUUACUGCACUUGAGCACACGGCGGGCAUCAGUCACAACCCACCCACCUCGGGAUACAAGAAUCACCAAGGAAGCAAGAGAAGAGAGGACCAAGCCGUAGCUGAGCGACCCUGGCCCUUGCCCUCCUUUGAACAAGCCGAAACAGCACCAGAAGAACAAGAAGAAGAAGCAGCAGGACAACCCCAAGCAAAGACCCAGACCCAGACCCAGACCCAGACCCAGACCCAGAACCGGAACCACGACCAGGACCCGCCGAAACUCUGGACGCCGCAAACAAACCGCAAGCUCUUCUUCGGCGGGCUGCUCUUCUUCUCGCUCAGCGUGCUGGCGACGCGCCGCGCGCUGCGACGACGCCACCAAGCCUGCGUGCCGCCGUUCUACACGUCCUCGCUCUACCAUAAGCCCAAGGUCAACGGGGCCGGGGAGGCCCUUGAGGCGCUGAACCUGGCGACGCUGAAUGUGGUUUCGUUCGGCAUGAUGGGGGGCGGCGGCGUGCUGUGGGCGAUGGAUAUCAAUGGGUUGGAGGAUAUGCGGGCGUAUGUGCGGAAGGGCAUGUUGUCGUCUGAGGAGGCCGGGGAGCCGUUGACGGAGUCGGAUAAGGAGUUGGAGAAGGAGGUGGAGGAUUGGAUUCGGAAGUAUUUGGGGAAGAGGGUGGAGGGGGAUAAACUUCGGGAGUUGGAGGAGUCCUCUAAGUAA